GCUGAACUCAAAUUUCUUGUCACCAUGUCCUACAACUGCUGCUCUGGAAACUUCUCCCACUCCCUUGGGGACCACCUGAGCUACCCAGGCUCCUCCUGUGGCUCUUCCUACCCCAGCAACCUUGUGUACAGCACUGACUGCUGCUCCCCCAGCACCUGCCAGCCCUCCUGUGUGGUGUUCAGUCCCCGCCUGAUGUCCUGCUACAGCCUGAGGACCUCCAUGCUCUGCAGACACUUCCAGAUAACUUAUUAUGGGUCUCUGGACUGUGGGUCCAUCAGAGGCUGCUCCCUGGGUUAUGGAUCUAGAAGCUCCUACUCCCUGGAUUAUGGAUCCAGAAGUUCCUCCUCACUGGGCUGUGGAUCCAGUGUAUUCAGACCCCUGUGUUAUGGAGUUCAUGGUUUCCCUUCCCUGAUCUAUGGAUCCAGAUUUUACUACCCAACAUACUUGGCUUCUAGGAGCUUUCAAUCUUCUGGUUAUAGGGCAACCUAUAGAUCAGCCUUCUGUAGGUCAACUUUCUGA
Molecule: messenger RNA, 519 nt
Organism: Orcinus orca (killer whale)
Lineage: Eukaryota; Metazoa; Chordata; Mammalia; Artiodactyla; Delphinidae
Product: keratin-associated protein 13-2-like
Exons: 1
Coding region: 25-519 (164 amino acids)
Source: RefSeq, a predicted model, not a curated record